This is a messenger RNA of Pipistrellus kuhlii (Kuhl's pipistrelle), 1518 nucleotides long. Its product is annotated as F-box/WD repeat-containing protein 12. Lineage: Eukaryota; Metazoa; Chordata; Mammalia; Chiroptera; Vespertilionidae. Gene Ontology annotation, molecular function: protein binding. The transcript is spliced from 10 exons. The record is from RefSeq and is a predicted model, not a curated record. Bases 1 to 1518 code for a protein of 505 amino acids.
AUGGAGGGGAAGAUGGAGGGGGAGACGGAGGGGGAGGUAGAGGGGGAGAUGGAGGAGAAGAUGGAGGGGGAGACGGAGGGGGAGGUAGAGGGGGUGGUAGAGAGGGAGACGGAGGGGGAGGUAGAGGUAGAGGUGCAGGUGCCGCUGCCUGAGGUGCCGAUGCUGCACAUCUUCUCCUUCCUGGACGCCGCCAGCUUGCUGCAGGCGGGCCAGGUGAGCAAGUACUGGAACAGAAUGGCCAAUGAGGAGCACCUGUGGAGGAGCCUGUGUCGGAGCAGGUGGCCCGGCUCCUGGGAGGCCCCGCAGGAGUGCACGUGGAAGCAGCUCUUCCUCGCCCAGGGCCGGCGGGAGCUCCGGAUGCUGCGGGCCCAGCCCCAGGACUUCUCCUACCGGGAGGCCCCAGGCGGCUUCGGAGUCCAGGGGCCUUUGGCUUAUCUCUCAGGAAGUGACCCCUCCCUGACUGAACAGAGGUCCAUCCUGUGCUCGGGGUCCUCCAGGUGCAUGCUCUUCGCCUGGGAUGUGCAGGAGGGCUCCUUGAUCUGGUCCAGCCCUGCCCAGUGGUCCGCUGUCAAGUUCCUGGCCACCCUGCCCAAGAGGUCGCUGGUUGUCACCGUGGACGAGCAGAACACCGUCAAGGUGUGGAACUGCCGGGACUCCAGGCUCCUGGCCAGGCGCAGCCUGCCGCGGUGCUGCUACUCCCUGGAGCUCCUCCUCGCCGACCGCUUCCCCAUCGUCAUGGUGGGCGACUCCGGAGGCGACAUCUAUGUACUGACGGUGCCCCAGCUGGACAUCCUGUCCCUUGUCCCUGCGUUCGACUACAGCGUGAACCACCUGUACUGCUCGCCCAACAGGAAGUGGGUCUUCGCCGGAGGGUCCCACCCCCACGUGAUGCCGAAGGUGUUCGCCGCCCAGUGCCUGCUCAGGCCCUCGGACACUGCCCGGCUGUGGGUCUCCCUCCCGUUUGCAUUUUGCAGCAAAGCCUCCUGGGCCCUGAAGUGCGCCAACCGGGUGACGAUGAUGUUCCGGAGAGCCUUGUUCCGAAGGACCGGGUUCGGCACCUUUGACCUGUCCACCAGGAGCCCUGCGGGCAGAACCGUGGUGACAACCCAGCAGGUUGCGAGCUUCAUGCUGCCGGACGGGAUGGAGAGCCCGUUUCGGAUGGGGUCCUGGGACGGGACCAGGAUCGUCUUUGAGAGCGGGGCACACCUGUUUGUCUUCUCCAUCCACGGCCACAUGCUGCAGCGGUUCGACCACCACCAGGACAUCAUCUGCCACCUGUGGAUGGACUCCGUCCACGUCCUCACCACGUCCCUGGACAACUACCUGCACCUGUACAUGUGGGAGGAGGAGGGCCAGAGCCCUCGCCUCCGGAGCUGCUGCCACCUGGAACAGCGGCGGGCUGACCCGACACCCAGCUGCUACUCCUCCAUGGCGCUCUGCGACAGCUCCAGCGUGGUGUGCCUGGUGACCAAGAGCCGCGAGGACAGCAUCCUGGUGAUGUAUUCUCUGCCGACGUGA